This is a messenger RNA of Brassicogethes aeneus, 8174 nucleotides long. NCBI's taxonomy places the organism in Eukaryota, Metazoa, Arthropoda, Insecta, Coleoptera, Nitidulidae. The record is from the annotation of a GenBank genome assembly.
CCCAGAUGACGGGACUUUAAAUGUCAUAAAAUGACGCCAUCUAUUAACCUUAAAUAUUUUCGGUGUUUUCCUCAUAUUUUUCAGUCGUGCGAGGAAUUCCAGUUGGGAAUGUUCUUCGUGGCGAAGUGAUAUAUCGUUUUCUGAAAGAAAACUUAUGUGUAGUGACAUUUAAAACAAUUUUCCGGUAGUUUUAGUUAUGUGUGAAAUUGAGUUUUACAGUUUGGAUACCUAAUAAAAUAAGAAAACCAUCAAAAUGGGCACAUACUACAUUUGCGCCAUCAUUUUUAGAGUUGCCCUACCUGCUUUUAUAUACGCAUGUGUUGCCUUUCGACCAUGCGUUCUAUCAGGAAUAUACCUGCUACUGGCAUGCUACCUGCCCUUUGUACCGGUACCAAAACCUCGUACCAUGAGUGGCCAUACCGGAAUAUUUAUGAAAAUAUGUAUAGUUAUAACUGUUUUAACAACAUUGGCGCAAAUAAUAUUUCAAAGCGUAUUAUUUGCGUUCGCACCGUAUGGAUCUAUCCUAGAAAAAUGCGAGUUUUUGGAAAAAGUGCUAAGGCACAUAGGCUUCAUAAGGUUCGACAACAUAUCGGCGCAAACCGGAAUAACAUGGAUAGCCCCAGAACUAUUGAUGCUGGUGACAUCCAUCACCACCUUCGUAACCAUAAAAAAGUUGGUGAUGUUCUCGCACCAGCAACUCAGCGAAGAAGAAGGGGUGAAAGAGGAUGUAGCCGAUUUCAAGAAAAAUAAGCAAAAAUACAUCAGAGCACUCGUUGCAGUUGGGAGAUACGCGGUUCUUUUCAUACUGUGUCUAGCAGCGGUUUUGAGGCCCUCUGUACCGGGCGGUCUCUACUUUUUAUUCUUCUUAUCCGCCUCGACCUGUUGGGCGUGCUAUAAACAGCUAGGAAAAGGGUUUGCCAUACUUUUAAGGAUACUAGCUGUGCCCGUAUUCUUUCACAUAACCUCACUGUACGCCUACCAAACUCAGUGGCCGCAAGAACUGCUCGAAGCCAACAGUACUUACGCAAGGUAUUUCGGACUUACUCCACUUUUUUCCGUUGACUGUGAGGACGACCCGAGGAAUUUUAUUUUCGCGCAUGUCGAAUGGGCUUCGUAUCUGAACCCUGUGGUGCUCUACAUUUUGUUUUAUUUCCUUAUUUUGCUGUCCAAAGGUCUGCUUAAGCCAGGGAUUUUAAGAAAAUCCAGGUUAGGAUCCGUUAAGGAGACCACACCAUUAAUCAGAGGUAAGAGUCCGAAGAGAUAUGGCAGUCGCAGGGUGAUCCAAGACUCCACGGGAAGCGUCACAGUGACUGGGGACAAUGGAGAAGAAAUACCCAUGGAUCAGCUGGGUAAGGAAGAAGAAUAUAAGCCGUCAAAAUUCGAGACUCUAUUAUUUGGUCUGGAUCAAAUACUGCAAGUUAUAAUCAAAUCCUCAUACAUUGGUACCAAUAUAAUAAUGAUGGCGUGGAGUAUAACAUACCUAAGCUGGAUAACCUUCGUGCUACUCAUCUGGGCCAACCUUCUGUGGUUGAUACCCAACCAAAGGAAGUCGAUGCUGCGCUCGAGUCCAUUUUUGGUGAUCUACGCGUGGUUCCUGCUCAUAUCGGCGUACAUAUACUCGAUGAAUUUGACCGAGGACGAGCUGCCCUCCAACGUGCAGGGCAUCAACCUGGCGCAAAUAGGUUUCGUCAAGGUUACGCACUUGCCUUGCAAUCCCUUGCUGGUGAAGUGCCUUUUUACCGCGAUGUUUUGGAUCACUUUGAGGCAGUACAUGCACGAGAGGAUGACGCAGAGGCAGAGUUCCGCUUUGGCGGAUAUGGUGUCGCCUCUGCAGGUCACAGUAGGCACCGCAACCGGUGUAUCAAACGAACAACAAAAAGGCAGCAAAGCCAUGGACGUGAUAGGCAAACACAUCAGUCUUUUGCUAACCAAAUUUUGGAUAUGGGUGGUUGCCAUAACCCUUUUUGCUGUCGCUAUAACUGGACAGCGCAUGACCGUAUUCAGAAUUAUUUAUAUGGGACUGUUUCUACUCUUUGUGUUAUCAUUUCAGAUAUCUUUCAGGAUAUGGCGGAAAAUUAUGUUCGCCUUCUGGCUAACUGUCAUUGUGUAUUCCAUGAUUAUUUUAGUAAUGGUUUACACGUAUCAAUUCGAUAAUUUCCCCAAAUAUUGGGAGGAAUAUCUUCACGUGCCGAAAGAACAGCAAUUGGAUAUAGGUCUGGAGAUCUUCGAGACCAAGCAGCUGUUUAUAAGGCUGGUAACACCGACGUUUUUCGUUAUUAUAACUGUCAUUCAGCUGCAUUAUUUCCACAAGGAUUUCAUGACUCUAUCAGAUCCGAAAAACACGAAUUUGAUUGAUGUCGAUUUAGAGGAAAGUUCUUUGCAGGGUGGCACCUUUGUGCACUCGGAAAGCAUGCCAACAACUACCUCAUCAAUUAAGUUGGAUGGCAAAAAUUUUGCCAAAUCCUUGACCAAAGUAUGCAAAAACAUUCUGAAUCUAACAUUCUUGUUCCUCGAAAUACACAUGCCCAAAGUGGUGAUGUUUUUCGCAAUGUUACUGUGCGUUUACGAUCAAUGCGCCCUCUAUCUGGUGGUCAUAGUACUUAUAGUGUUGGCUUUAACGUUCGGACGACCGAUGAUGGUCAUAGCCAUCUUUACCAGCAGUUUCUUCGCCUCCAUUUUGCUUUUAUCACGGAUGAUCUACCAAAUACAAUACAUCGAGCCUGCUAAUUGGACAGUUACGUGUCACUACAACAACGACACAAACGGCACGGAGGAGAACAACGCCCCCUGGUUGGGCUUCCACAAAACUUCCACCGACAAAUCACUGCCAUCCUUGGUGAAGUGGAACAUCAUAUACAUUCUCGUGGUCACGCUGUGGUCCGUGGUGACGGUGAGGCAGCUGAAUUACAAAAUAUCGCGGGGAAAACCCACGAAGCGCUCCUACUUUAUGUUCCCGAGAAUAACGCGGGAAGACGCAGACAAGAAUAUGAAAAGUUUCCUGAAGUACAUGGCGAAUUAUAUGUUCUACCGACUUGGGGUCGAGUUAUCCCUUAUGGCCACCGUGGCGCUGAUAGGCUUCAGAAUGGACAUGUACGCCUUUCUUUACAGUAUUUGGUUGUUAAUACUGAUUUCGUGUACCAGGGCCACACAAGCGAAAAUCUGGAACAUCUAUGUCAUAUUUAUAGCCGUUUUAUUACCGAUACAGUACAUAAUGGUUAUAGGGUUACCUCCCAGUUUAUGCAUUGAGUAUCCUUGGGAUAUGAGUGAGAUCCUGCGCAGACUGCAAGAGUGGGCGUACUUAAUGGAUGCGCACUACUCCCCUAACCCCAAAAAGUUAAUAUGCGAUUUCAUGGUGCUAUUAUUCGCAUCGCGGCAAGCUUUGGCGUUCAGGAUUGAAAAACGCAACGCGGGAAAAGAUUACCAGGGGGGUUCCAACGAAAGUGUCAUUCACCUCGCCGAGGAUCCCAACUUCACCAACCCCACGCCGGAUUUCAUAACCUACGUGAAAAGUUAUCUGGACAUUUGCAAGAGACUGGUUUUGCUGAGUUUCUUGUGGGUCACGUUGGCGGUGAUGUUUUUGGCCGGCACUAACCGAGUUAAUGUUUUUUCGAUCGGUUAUCUGCUUGGUGCUUUUAUUUUUCUCUGGCAAGGUUCAGAUUUGUACUUGCGACCCAUACCGAAGAUAAUCAAGUCGUGGGACGUUUUAAUCUACUACAACGUGGUGUGCAUAGCAGUCAAGGUGGCCUUGCAGGUGGUGGGUUGCGUUUUCAUACAGGAGAUGUCGGGGGCGUGCUGGGCGAUUCAGCUGUUCGGCAUCGGGUGCGUGAAGAAGUUCGGCAACAUAGCGCAGGAAUCCGGGUUCAAGGACCCGAGCGAGUGCGAGGUGCCAAGAGAGUUCGUCGGCUUAGUUUGGGACGGCAUCUGCUUCGGCUUCUUGAUCCUGCAGCGCAGGAUAUUCCACAGCCACAACUUCUUCCACAUGGUCGACGAGAUCAAGGCCACCACCAUCUUGGCCUCGAGAGGCGCCGACUUGAUCGAGGAGCUGAGGCAGAAGAGGAUAGCCGAAGAGGAGGAAGAGGAGCACGGGGUUUUGCAGAAGAUCAAGCACAAGAUGGACAGGAUCAAGGCCACCCAGCAGAAGAUGCAGAACAGCAUUUACAAGGACACCGCGAAGAGUCAUUAUGUCGAUUCAGUUUUACCAAACAGACCGCGCCAACGAAGAAAAACACCCGUAACAUACAGACAGGCUAUAAGAUCCGGUGAUUACUACAUGUUCGAUGACCUUGAAGAUGACGAUCUUGACAUUGACAUUCCAAAAACGCCUGUCGAUCCUGAGGACCCCGCCAAUAAAAAAUUAAAGCCCGAUUUAUCACAAUUGUUGAGCUCAGCAUUGAAGCGCCAAGGUUCGAGGAGACAGGGGCGGGUCGAGCUCAGUCGUCGACUGAGCAUGCCCCUGUCCAGGCAAAAGUCAUCGUAUUCGGCGAGAUCCGCAAUCUCUGUACCCUUUUCCGCCCCUCCCACAAUUCUGGAACAGGAAGUGGACUCGUCCGGGAAAGUGAUUGAACCACAACCGAGCACAAGUAAAGAUGAUGAAAUCAGCGAACUUUCCGAAGCCCAGCAACUUACCGCGUAUCAAAAGGUUAAAGGUUACGUUAGGCUGCUUUGGGUGUACAUUGAAGGCACCAUGGUCACUCUGACAAGAUUUUUAAAUCAAUAUUCCAAAGACUACAGGUAUAUUAUAAGGGUUUUGAGCAAGGAAAAGAAGAUUUUAAAGGAAAAAACAAACUAUAGCGUUGGAACUAGGGUUGGCUCUGCGCAGGUGUGGCAACCUGCAGGAUCAUAUCACAGCCUACUGAGACAAGAGCGCAAGGCGAGUGUACUCACGGUACCGGAAAUCCGAAUAUUGGCGGCUUCGCUCGAACGAGGACUCGACUCUCCGCCAUUGUCGAACGAUGACAGUUCGUCGUCAAGACCGCGCAGCGACCUCUAUGACGAAUUCGAUCAAGGAGAGAUGUCUUCGUACGAUCAACCCACCAUAGCCAGGCUUGCGCUCGCGCUGUGGCACAUCGUAAUGAGCAGAACCGAGAUGCUAUGCUACUUCAUCAUAUUCCUCAAUCAGAUCAAGUCUGCCACGUUUCUCUCUCUACCGCUGCCUUUGAUGGUGUUCUUCUGGGGUAGCUUGACGGUUCCAAGACCUUCCAAGACCUUUUGGAUCACCAUUAUAGCAUACACAGAGGUUAUUGUUUUUAUUAAAUGCAUGUUCCAAUUUGACAUAAUUCCAUGGAAUCAAAACGCUGGAAUCAUUAAUAACCCAUUUCAUCCGCCCACUAUUAUCGGCAUUGAAAGGAAGAAAGCAUACGCAGUAUGGGAUUUAUUGUUACUUUUAGUGGUAUUCUUCCAUAGGGUUAUGCUUAAGUCUAUGGGUUUGUGGAAAUCAACCAUGCCAGUGCCAGCUGUCUUGGUGUCAGAUGGCGAGUACAAACUGGUAGAUGGCGAACUAGUGCCGGUCGACAAAACUAUAUCUUCUAAUUCAACAAAUACCAGCAAAAAAAUCAAUGAAGAAGAUGAUGAUGAAGAAGAAGAAAACAAAUUGGAUGGAAAUGAGAGUUCCAUAGUGCCUGCGGAUGAUGAAAAUCUUUUGUCUCUGCAAAGCAACGAAGUGGGGUCUUUCGAUAAAUGUCCCACAUUGUUUAAAAAAGCGACUGGAAAAUACACUGAAGGUGUAACAUUUUUCUUCAAUCUAUUAUUAAACCCUUCCGGCAAACAGGCUACAGAUGUGUAUUCCUACAUGUUUGUCUGUGAUUUUUUCAACUUUUUCGUCAUCCUCAUUGGAUAUUCAUCAUUCGGGGCGCAACAAGGCGAUGGAGGCGUAUCUUCGUACCUGGAAGACAACAGAGUACCCGCCCUCUUCCUUCUGAUGUUGAUACUGCAAUUCAUGCUGAUCAUCAUCGACAGAGGCAUUUUCCUGCGCAAAAACAUCCUGGCCAAGCUAGUCUUCCAAUACACGCAGGUCGUGCUGCUGCACAUAUGGCUGUUCGUGCUCUUCCCCAUAAUGACGGGGAGCAAGUUCAACUCGGUGCUUCCCCCGCAAAUGUACUACAUGGUCAAGUGCUUCUACCUCCUCCUCUCGGCCUAUCAGAUCCGUCGCGGCUACCCUUCCAGGAUCCUCGGCAACUUCCUCUGCAAAGGUUACAAUUACGUCAACUUGUUCCUCUUCAAAGCGUUCAUGAUGAUACCGUUCUUGUUCGAGUUGAGAACCAUAAUGGAUUGGAUGUGGACCGACACUUCGAUGACUGUCUUCGACUGGAUUAAAAUGGAGGACAUCUUCGCCCAUAUUUUCCAGCUUAAGUGUCAAAGGUACGUCGAUGAAAAGUACCCGCAAGCCAGAGGCGAGAGGAAAAGCCCGAUGGGUAAGUACAUCAUGGGCGGCGGCAUGCUUGCCGUCAUCAUCGGCAUCAUCUGGUUCCCGUUGGUGUUCUUCUCGCUUGGCAACGCUGUCGGGCAGUCCAACACGCCCUACGAUGUCACCUUGGAGAUCAGGAUCGGACCCUACGAGUCCGUUUACCAGAUGUCUGCGCAGAACAACUCGAUCUAUGCAUUCUCCGAAAGCGAUUUAGAUAAAAUGUUGGACGCAUACAAAUCCCACAAAUCCGCGGUAACUUUUAUAUCGAACUACGAGGCCUCGGACAUCGCCGCUAUAAAACUUAGCACCGACUCCGCGAACAUCUGGAGCAUAUCUCCGCCGGACAGGCAGAGGAUGGUGGAGGAGAUCAAGUCGGACAAGCCUCUGACGGUGAGGAUGGAGUACAAGAUAUCGCACAAAACCAGCAAGCCGGAAGAUUCCGGCGUGAUACCGGAAAGCGUCGAGAUCAUCAUACCCGCCCUGAAAGACAACAAAACGAACCCGGUGAGGGGGCAGCUGCUGAACAUGCUGGACGCCAAGCCGGCCACGCCGGUCAACUUCGAGUAUCUGAUGCCCAAGUUCCUGAAGGUGACCAACAGGGGCACCGCCAAGCCCAUCACGCAGCUGAUGAGGGAGAGACCUGACGAGGCCGCCAGAUCGUACAGAAACAUUUCGUUGAGUCUCAACAGGACGGAAACCACUUCUAACACCACCAUGAAAGAAUGGUGGCGCAUCAGGGAAAUCUGGGAGCCCACAGAUUACAAUUACAAUAAUUUCUUGAAGAAACUUCCUUACAACGAAGCCGAUCAAAUUAUUCUCUACACUUUCAACGACAAAAUUUUCCCGUCCACGUUAAACGUCAUUACUGGAGGAGGUAUAAUAGGUCUCUACACGACGCUGGUGUUCGUGGCGUCUCGCGUUUUGCGCGGCAUCUUCGCCGAGCAGUGCUUCAAAAUCAUGUUCGAGGACAUGCCUAACGUCGACCGGGUGCUUCAGCUUUGCCUCGACAUCUAUCUGGUGCGCGAGGCCCGAGAAUUUAUUCUCGAGGAGGACCUGUUCGCGAAGCUGGUGUUCCUCUUCAGGUCGCCGGAGACGCUGAUCAAGUGGACGAGGCCCAAGGAGGAGGUGGAGGACGACGAGGACCCCGAAGGAGACGAGUAGAUUUUUUUUGAUCGAGUAACAUCGAUAGGUGAGAUUUUAACCUCUCUUGAGUACCUACUCAAAGGCAUAUCUUAAGUGUGCCUGUUUUAAUGUAGGUACUACAAAAAGCAUAUUAAUUGAAAUUUAUCAUAUCAUUUUUUUUAAUAACCUACUUUUUAUAUAAUUAUCAUAUUUUCUGCACACAGGGUGUUCCAACCAAGAUGAAAUAUGAUUUCAAAGACAAAACAAAAUAUUUCUUGGGUGGAACAUUUUUUAAUUUAAAUUAGUAAGACUAAUUAAUUAGUUUAUUGUUUAUAAGUUAUUUAAGCAGCCUUUAAAAGGAUUAAAUAAAUCAUCAAGUUAAUUUUAAAUUAAUUUUUGAGUUUUUAUAACUAAACUAUUUACUGUAAUGCUAGUCAUUUAUAUUUAUAUCUAGACUUAAACUCCGGUUAAAACAAGUGCUGGGACUAACACAAUUCACCAAAGUCAACAAAAAAAUCAUUCAUUAGAAAAAAUGCACUUUUUUGCUGUAAUUUUUUAAUGAUUUGAUUGUAUUGCUGUUAGGGUUUUAAAGUGUUGAAAAUAAAACGGAAAAAUUCUUUUUUGAGAAAAAUUGUUUUUUUUUUAAUUU